CAUGCAUCAAGGGGCGGUGUUUCAUGUUCUAUGGGCUGGAAAGCCCCUUUCAGAGGGUCUUCAAAUCUAAUAAGGAAAUUUUGUUUGUAGAACAUGAAUGAUUAAGUUUGUUGAACUUGAGCAUAGGUGUUGUGAGAGUUCUAGCUAAUGAAUAGCCUAACUUAGCAGGCGUAAAAUAAACAAUCUUAAUCAUAUUUAGAUGGUCGUCCGCGCCAGGGUAUCAAUCAGCUAGCCUGGCUCUUUGUGUGCGCAUGUUUUGUUUGUGUUGAACAAGAACAGUUCUCGUGGCUUGUUAGAUGAUUUGCAAUGUGUUAAUGUCAAUAAGAUUGCAUAGUGCAUACGGUGCUUAUUUUUACUGAAAGGUUAGGGAAAGUGGCCUCUAGACGUUGCAAAGUGACAAAUACAUAAGGAGUUUGAAGAGGAGAUGGGAAAUUGUCUAAAAUCUCCAACCUCGGAUGACAUUUCCUUGCUUCAAGAAUCACAAUCGGAUAGAGCUAGUUAUGGUGACGGGGCAGAUACAGACCAGGAACCACCGCCACCAUAUCAGCAGGAGCUGCCAGUGUACCACCCCACGCCCAGUCAGGCCCGCAUGGCCAGCCAGCUGACUGAGGAAGAGCAGGUCCGCAUUGCCCAGCGCAUUGGCCUCAUCCACCACCUCCCCAAGGGAGUGUACGAUGCUGGCAGGGACGGCUCCGAAAAGAAAAUUAGAGAGUGUGUGAUUUGCAUGACGGACUUUGUGUAUGGGGAUCCCAUCCGGUUCCUGCCAUGCAUGCACAUCUACCACAUGGACUGUAUAGAUGACUGGCUGAUGCGCUCCUUCACCUGCCCCUCCUGCAUGGAGCCAGUGGAUGCUGCGCUGCUCUCCUCCUACGAGACCAACUGAGACACAACACCACUCCCCUCACCACUACCCCUGCUCGCUGUUCUGACUUACUCCCUUACUCCACCCAUGCUUCCAUCUACAGCACCCCCACAACCAGCAGACAGCACUUCCAACAGCCUGGAGAACCAGGGUUUCUGGGGGCAAGUGAGGGCUGUGUGGUGGUGAUGAAGGGUGCUGUGGAGGCCAUGGCUAAUCCAGAGAGGGGUCCUUUGCUCUGAGCUGGCCAGGUCUGCUGGACAGGAAAGCCCCGACUGGGGAAGGACGUUGGAUACUGGUGAUAGGGAUAAGACCGUCUCGUGUCACCCAUCCAUCCACACCCAGAAUUCCCCUCUCUCACUACCACACUGUUGUAGUAAAUUCCCUAGAAGGGAGGGGAAGGAAAGCAACAGCUCAAAGCUCUCUCUAGAAAUACUGAUAUCUGCAAAUAUUGUCUCUCUUCAUUGUUUUCAACUCAACAUCUGUUCCAGAAGUCGUCUUAAGGGCUCAGUGGAUUACAUUUACUAACACAGAUAAGCAAACAAUUAAUGCACAUGUACACAAGUCAGAGGAACUUGCACUUCUAUUCUAGUCUCAGUGGAAGAGUUCAGCAUAUGCUUACGAAUGUUUGAAAAUGAUUUCAGAUUUUCCCCAUUAUUUAGUAUCUACAACAUGAAAUGUUUUUUUCAAACCAUUGUAAUUGUUUCAGCCCAAUGGUAAGGUCUGUUUUCCUGAAGUUUACAUUUUAUCCUUAAUUGGUGAGUUUCUUAGACUAAUGAUGGAUCAGUUAAAAAGUGUUCCUUUUGGAUGAAGAGGUUUGGGGUCUGCACUCGAUUAUUACAAAGGAUUAGGCCUGUUAGGGUUUGGUCAAAAGGUGUUAUCGAUCAUAAUGCUCCUUAACUGCUCUUGCUUAGCACAGUUCUUAAAUUGCACAUCAGAAAUAUUCAACGUUUACUGCACCCAAUUCAGCACAAGUGUCUUAAUCUUAUUACCAAGUACGCCAUAUGAUUUAUCAUAAUGCAUACACACUAGAGUCAUUGAAUUAAUUUACAUGAAUUUAGUCACAUGCCCUAGAGCAGUGGUCACCAACCUGUCUAUCGCCAUCGACUGGUCGAUCUCCAAGCAUUCCUAGUCAAUCACCAAGCAUUUCUGUAAAAAAAAAAACAACGAUAAAGUCUUGCGUUCAUAAUUUUUUUAUUUGUUUUGCGCUGUUGGUGGUAGGUGCACUUGAUUCAGCAACCCAGGAAGGCAAAGUGUUCCCCUUUUGAACCAUUUCAUGUGUCUGAAGGUAGAACUCUGCCUACCCGGCAGGCCCAUAGAGCAAAUCAACAGUGCACCUAUAAGCCUAACGCUGGCCAAUCAAAUGGCUCAGAUAACCGUGUCUGCACAGUUUCCUCGAGCCAUAGACUGUAAAAAGACGCAUCGAACAGCAAAGUCAAUACUGUAAGAUUUCAAUACGUUUAAAACCAUGACCUAGAGAGAGACUCAACGAAUACAGCAAAGAGCUGCAGUUUUUAUGAGUAAGUUCAUGGUUAAGGUGUUAUUCAGCACUGUCAACACGAUGAUCAACACUUUUAGAAGCCAUAAAAUGCACAUUCUCCCUACUUCCACUCAAGCUACACCCAGCACUGCAGCUGCAAUGAAUGAGUAGCAAAGAGAUCCAAUAAGCUUGCGUUGUUAUUAUUAGCGGCUUGUCUUUUUUAAUAUCAAGGAAUAUUUAACUUUCUCUGGUCAUUGGAGUAACAACAUUAAUUGGAGCAUGAGGCAGAAAUAAUGCAGUGCGACUUGAGUUUUGCCAUCAGCUGGAAGACUGUCCCCUUUUCUAAGCGGGGAGAUGGUUAGUUGGGUGAGAGGCAGCAUCACCGCUGCUCCCUCUUUUUCCCUCAGACUGACCAUCAGAUGCAGUCCAUCAGUCCAGUAAAAAAUUCAAUAAAGAAAAAUAAGCUGUGCCUCACAAGAUAUACAACAAAUGAUCUAUUACCAGUGCGAUCAUAUACCAACAUGUUUUAAAAAAUAUUAUUUCUAAAUGGUCUGAGAAGAACAACAUUGGCAGGGCAAUUUAAGCAUAGCCAAUAUGCAGUGGUAAUAUAUUAGGCCUAUAGCCUACUGCACAAACCUCAUUGCUACAGAACUGUUUUUAAUUGGUUAAUGUUGCUUAGGUUUUUUAAGUAAUGUAAAAAAAUAAAAUAAAAAAUCUGAACGGUAGAUCUUGUCUUGCAUUUUGACUCGGUGAUCUUGACUCAGAAAAGGUUGGUGGCCACACUACCCUAGAGUUUAUUUCUUAGUUCAGCAUAUGAGCCAUUACAUUGUUGUGCAAGGGGUUUGGAUGUGAGGGUGCUAACCAAUCUAACCACCUUAGAUUUUUGUAGGUAGUCAUCUGUCUGAGCACGUGCAUUUAAAAAAAAUCCUACUUAUAAAUAAUGUUUUCAUAAUUAAAAAAUAGAAAAUAUCCCUUGUGUAUUAUCAUAACCUGUUAACAAUUGUUUAAUCAGCACAGUUGGCUAUAGCAAAAAGUUCAAAUAAUGGGUAUGGUUUUGGUCAUAAUUAUGUUGCUGUAUUUUGACUGGCAAAAAUGUAAUUGAAUGUAUAUUGGGAAAAAAUAGUGUACGUUUUUCCAAAAUGGGGGCAGGUAGCUCACAUGAAGUGAUCAUUAUGAUUUAAUCAAAAAGUAUUUAAGAUGUACUUUGUUAAAGACUACCCCUAAAAAGCAACUUCUUGUUUUGAAAAUGGCCUAUGUGAUAUGAGUCAGAAACAUUUAUUCUAGUGUCAAAAUUGACUACAAAGUGUAAAUAAGAUAAUUUUGGUCAUGAAGUCGGUCUCGUCCAAAAACUGAGAUUUGUGAGAUGAUAGGAAAAAAUGGUAUGUCAUGGAUUGAAGGGUACUGUAACCUUUUUCCAUGGGUUGGAUUUAUUUUUAAGCCUGUCCACAGCUGGCCACACCAAAGUAAUCAUAAUUUCUGAGCACAGCUACAUGCAAAAGGAAGUUGCCGCCACUAUUUUGACAUAGUUUCCUGUCCUAGAAAGGAAAUGCAUAUUUAGGUUCCACCUACGAAGAAUGACGAAAGCUAUUUAUACCUAUUCACAAAUUGGGUCUGGGAAUUUCCACAGAGUUGAUAAACGUCAACAAAUGAGGCACUGACAGUGUAAGUAGCUAGCAUGCUAACCUUAUGUAGCUAGCUAGCUAUCUUGCAAACCUUAUCUUGCUAGCUAAUGUUAUAUGUUGCUGUUUUUGUUUUUACUACAUGGUAUUCAAAAGCCAGCUUGGCUGUAUGGCUGGUUCUGGAGCUGAAUUUGUCAUAAGCAUUGAUUUAGGGGAACCAAAGUCACAGAUGGAAACCACUGGCCUAUCUUUGACUUUGCCAUCAAUUGUUAUCUCUGUUUGGGCAUUUUCCAUAAAUUGUGGCCUUGAAAUUGGGAUAGAAAUAUUUAGAAAGAGUAAAAUGAAGCUCUGGUAAUAUGGAUAACUAUUGAAAUAUGAUAUGCGUUUUUUUUACAUUGUAAUGGACACGGUGCAACCUUUGGUAGCAAGAUUGCUGAAAGGCUUCAGCUGCAGUACAGCAAAGCCAAGUCAGCCCGUGCUCAUGGUUCUCACAGUGGAAGUGAAAUGAUAGACUACAUUGACUAUGAUCAUGCACGCCUCAAAUGACAUGUAAUUAUAGUAGUGAAGCCAUUCAUCUUGGGGAGACUGGGGCAGCGGGUUUUCAAAAUGCUUUUAUACCAUUUAUGAAAUGGUCAUAUAUAUAUAUAUAUAUAUAUAUAUAUAUAUAUAUAUAUAUAUAUAUAUAUAUAUAUUUUUUUUUAUACAGUCUAAAACAAAUAAGGGAAAAUGGACAAAUUAUCCAAUGGAUUAUGAUCAUUUUCUGGUCAAAAAAGGGGAGGUGCAAAAUAUAAGUUUGCACCCCCUAUUUUAAUUUGCUCCAUGUCUCAGGCUCUUUGGCUCAUCUCAGUUGCGAAGAGAAAUAACUUUGCAGCUGUUUCUGAUUAAUAAACAAUGCCAUACUGGUGGGUUGUAACAUUCAAAUAGAACCCAGCGCUGAAAUCAUUUCUAUGUCAUAUCAGAGGGAAAGACACUGCAUUCACAGAUUUGCACAUAGUGGGCAGUUUGGAUUUGUCACUUCAAGCCCAAAUAUAUUGAACUUUGACUAAAACAAUGACCUUAAUGGCUUAAAUUGUUGUGCAACAUAAUGGGUAAACUCUGGCUUUAAAAAGUGGAUUUCUACUGGUGUGGGGAUUUUAAAAUCAGCUAUACAUUUUAGAAAUGUAUAUAAAUAUUGAAAGAGUUUGAGACAACUAAAAGAUGUGCAACAAUGAAAAUAUUGUCCCAUUUACAUUGUGUUAUUGAUCGAACUGCCCACCGAGAUAGGCUAUCCAAAGUCAAACCAACUUUGCCAGGGUCACACACCAGCUGGCUGAAGCUAAAUGAUUUGGCUAACUCUUCCCACCUGCGAACACACACGAGAUACCAUAUCAAACCGAACCCGAAACCAACUCGCGUUUGAGUUCACUCAUGGUGAACUCAUAAUCAGCAUUUCUUAAUGAACCAAAUCUCAAACGAGGCCAAAUCAGGAUGUGCAGGUGCCUUUUAAAUUUAAACCUCUUAAAACUAUAUAUUUUCUCAUAUUUGGGGGAAAAAUAUGCCCAUUUCCACUAUCUUCUUAAUCACUGGUAGUAUUUUGAAAAGGGGUACGUUAUAUAUUUCACAGAGGAAGUUGUAACUUGUUAUCACUGUUUUCCCCUCAUCCCAGACAAUAAGGGAGUUCUAUUAACCUAAGCUGCGGAGCACCGGUCUAUGGCCCGUGACAAGAAUGGGCGAAAGUGGUGAGGGAGGAGCUCCAAUCUCAAAUUGAACAGUAAUCUGCGCUGCUCGGUCAUGAUGUCAACAAGGCACCAUGGUGCACCGUCCAAAAACGUACGUCUCUUUUCCAUAAAAUAUAUAACGUUUUAUCUGCCUUCAUUUGGAAGGCAGAUAAAGCACUUUUAUCAACAGCAAUCACCUUUGCAUGUGAAUAGACAGAGUCCUACUCAUUGCGCCACGUGCUUAAUCUAGCCUAGGCUACGGCGCUUUUGUUUUGAGCCGAUUUCGCCGUUGGCUUUGAAAGGGGUCACUUGGCUCGCCCCAGGAUGUAGCCCGGUUCCAAAACAAAUGCAAUCACUUUUCAGCCGGUGAAACUCCUCUCACUGGGGUAACACAGGCCAGAUAAUCAAAUCCCCUCAUUAAUCUCACCACUGCUAGCUCUCAUUGGCAUUAAAAAGUGUUAGUCACAUUUGUAAGGUAUGCCCUUUGCACGUAAGGCGACAUAAUGAUACAGAUGAAAACAUGCCUUGAGUGAUCAUAAUGGUUGUGGGGGUAUGUGGAGCUUCAUUACCUUAGAGCUUAUGAGAGAGUUAUUGACUGGCUCCCAGGCUGGCAUGGGACCAACACUAGCUGAAAAAGAUGAGAUGCCUGAAAAUGGAGCCCAGACAUAGCCUAGGAAGGGCCUGGUUGCUGCCCAUGAGUUUUGAGGACUCUAGAGAUUGUUGAAAUCCUGAAAGAUGAAGCAACAAUGUAAUAGUGUACUUCAAAUUAUCCACUGCCCCCAACAGCAUAAAUUACAGGAAUGCACUGCAAGACUGGGCAGAUAUAUGUAAGGUAUGUGUGUUUGUAUGGGUGCCUGUAAGAAUUGUCUUUGUAAAGUAUACAUAUGCAUAUGAUAUGUACUACAUGCAAAUAAUAAAUGGAAACUAUGCUAUGGAA
This is a messenger RNA of Salvelinus fontinalis (brook trout), 6592 nucleotides long. RefSeq names its product RING finger protein 11-like. The coding region runs from base 425 to 883 and encodes 152 amino acids. Lineage: Eukaryota; Metazoa; Chordata; Actinopteri; Salmoniformes; Salmonidae. The record is from RefSeq and is a predicted model, not a curated record. The transcript has 3 exons.